Syngnathus typhle (broad-nosed pipefish) is the source of this 1090-nucleotide messenger RNA. It is a transcript of the gene rtraf, whose product is annotated as RNA transcription, translation and transport factor. The transcript has 8 exons. Bases 107 to 835 code for a protein of 242 amino acids. Gene Ontology annotation, cellular component: tRNA-splicing ligase complex. Lineage: Eukaryota; Metazoa; Chordata; Actinopteri; Syngnathiformes; Syngnathidae. Gene Ontology annotation, biological process: tRNA splicing, via endonucleolytic cleavage and ligation. The record is from RefSeq and is a predicted model, not a curated record. Gene Ontology annotation, molecular function: RNA binding.
UUCAAUUCUGCGCAUGCGUGCCUGUGUCAUCUGACAGCAAGUGGCAUUUGCUUCUUCAUAACGUGACGACCGAUUUUACUAUCGAAGUCUGAAUUCUAACGUAGUAAUGUUUAAGAGAAAACUGACUGCCUUAGACUAUCACAGUCCGAGCGGAUUUGACUGUGCAGAUGAAACUCAGUUCAGGAACUUUGUAGUGUGGCUGGAGGACCAGAAGAUUCGGCACUACAAAAUUGAAGAUCGUGGCAACCUGCGAAACAUCCCCAGUUCUGAUUGGCCCAAAGCAUACCAGAAGUACUUGCAGGACGUCAACUGUCCAUUUGGAGCGCCUGAAAGAGCCGAGGCUGUAGAUUGGCUGCUGGGCUUGGCGGUGCGAUAUGAAUAUGGAGACAAUGUGGACAAAUACAGAAACUGUCCAUCAUUGGAAGCCUCCAGCGAUAGCAGAGCUACGUCAGACCCUCUCAUCAACCUGGACAGUGACUCACCGGAUUUCAAGGCGGGCGUGCUCGCCCUGGCCAACAUCCUCAAGAUACAGCGGCAUGACGAUUACCUGGUGAUGCUCAAGGCUGUUCGAAUCCUCAUCCAAGAAAGGCUUUCACCAGAGGCUAUCGCUAAAGCGAGCCACAGCAAAGAGGGUGUCCCAGUAUCCUUAGACAAGCACAACCUGGGAUUUGAUACUGGUGAUGCCAUACUCAACCAAGCAGCUCAGAUUCUGCGUCUGCUGCACAUCGAGGAGUUGAGGGAGCUUCAGACCAGGAUCAACGAAGCCAUCGUAGCAGUCCAAGCCGUCAUUGCCGACCCCAAAACAGACCACAGGCUGGGCAAGGUCGGCAGAUGAGGGUCAUGAGGAACUUCUGGAGGACUGGUGGAAUGAUUUGAAAGCCUGUGGUUGAUACCAUUUUUCUUCUGUGACACUUUUUUUUUGUGCAGAUGGCUAACUUUACGUAUUUUACUAAGACUGUUUGAAAUUGACAACCAUUUGUUCUGAUUUAAAAGGGGGCACUUUUGACUAAUUUGCUUCUUGUUCACCCUUUUUAUGUGCUUCCACAGAGUGGCCAACUUGAAAAAAAAUAAACUGAGUCCAGUACCAAAA